AUGUUGGGAAAGGAUGAGGAGGAAGAAAUCCAUGCAGUCAGGAAGCCUGGCUUCGCCUCAGCCCGACAGCAAGCGCUGGCCAAGCACAGUGACCGCCGCGCCUACAUGGCCCUUCGUGUGUGUCCUUAUUCGGACCAAAGUGUCCAGGGCUGGAUCUCCAUCCCUGUGGUCAGCCUGGAGACAGGUGGCUCUUUGCUGAUGAGUCACCCGCUGCGUGUGCUGACGGACAAGUCUGUGGCCGUUAGACCUGACCUCUGGGAAUCCAUCAAGUCCCUUUUUGGCAAGUUGGAAAACGGAGACUCGAGCACUCAGAGCGUUGGCUUUGAGCUACUGAGGAGGUCCGGGACCGGAAAGUGCCGGCGGCCCUGGAGCCGGCCUUGCAGUGCGCGCCACGAGGCGGCGCCGGAGAAGGGACCGGGCGGGUCCACGUUCCGGGCGUCAGGCGGGACCGGACUCCUCUUGAACGCGAGUCUGCGAAAAGCCUGGCCAGACGGACUGUUAACGGUGAGACGCAGGUGCUCACUGACCGAGCGCCAGGCGGAACGUGAGAUCCGCGGUCCUCCUUUGAAAAGUGCGAGAGGCGGGCGCUGUACACGGAAGGCCGGGCGGGUGCGCGCGGAGCCGCCGACACACCGCGCGCUUCCCCUCAGCGCUGAGUUCCUGCUCCUCUUCUUGGUCCAGUGGAGCCGGGCUGUCCACUGGGAAGAGCAGAGAGCAGGAGAGGACUCGGAGACUCACACCCAAACCCACAGGGACGACUUGGUCCCGGGGAGCAGGCUCCGCGAGCAGACCUGCGCUCCGCUCCUGUGA
Messenger RNA from Rangifer tarandus platyrhynchus (Svalbard reindeer), 810 nucleotides. NCBI's taxonomy places the organism in Eukaryota, Metazoa, Chordata, Mammalia, Artiodactyla, Cervidae. The record is from the annotation of a GenBank genome assembly.